CAGUUCAAGCCGACAGCAGCGACGCCGGCAGAGGCAGUAUAUAAAUUAAUCAGCGAAGAUGGGUAUAUUGGAGAAGAUCUCAGAAAUUGAGAAGGAAAUUGCUCGCACCCAAAAGAACAAAGCAACUGAAUACCAUUUGGGUCUGCUAAAGGCAAAACUUGCCAAAUAUCGGUCACAGCUGCUGGAACCAGCUAAGAAGGGGGAAAAAGGUGAUGGCUUCGAUGUGCUAAAAAGUGGUGACGCGCGUGUUGCAUUGAUUGGCUUCCCUUCCGUUGGUAAAUCAACUUUGCUCUCUACAUUAACCAAAACCGAAUCAGAGGCAGCAAAUUAUGAAUUCACUACCCUCACCUGUAUACCGGGAGUCAUUGAAUAUAAGGGUGCCAACAUACAGUUGCUCGAUUUACCUGGAAUUAUCGAGGGUGCUGCGCAGGGUAAAGGUCGCGGUCGGCAGGUUAUCGCCGUAGCGCGCACUGCUGAUUUAGUUAUUAUGAUGUUGGAUGCCACCAAACCGAAUGUUCAUCGUAAUUUGCUGGAGCGCGAAUUGGAAUCGGUGGGCAUACGACUCAAUAAACGUAAGCCAAACAUUUACUUCAAACAGAAAAAGGGCGGCGGUCUUAGCUUUAACUCUACUUGCUCACUGUCACGCUGCAAUGAGAAAAUGGUGCAAACCAUUUUACACUCAUUCAAGAUAUUCAAUGCGGAGGUACUUUUUCGUGAAGACUGCACUGAAGAUGAAUUUAUCGAUGUGGUAACGGCGAACCGUGUGUAUUUGCCCUGUUUGUACGUGUAUAACAAAAUUGAUCAGAUUUCGAUUGAAGAGGUUGAUCGCUUGGCGCGUGAACCAAACUCGAUUGUGGUCAGUUGUAAUAUGAAACUCAAUUUGGACUAUCUGUUAGAGGCCUUGUGGGAGGCGUUGCAGUUGAUACGCGUUUACACGAAAAAACCUGGUGCUCCUCCAGAUUUCGAUGAUGGUUUAAUUUUGCGAAAGGGUGUUUCUGUGGAGCAUGUAUGCCACGCCAUACAUCGUACUUUAGCUGCCCAAUUUAAGUAUGCGCUGGUCUGGGGAACUUCAACGAAAUAUUCCCCACAACGUGUCGGCAUAUCGCACAUUAUGGCCGACGAAGAUGUUAUACAAGUUGUUAAGAAAUGAUAAAUGCCGAUUACACUAUUGCGUUGAGAUUGUGUUACAUAUUGCUUUUGCAUUGGCAAAUUGUAGGCCUUCCCUUAUAAAAUUUAAUUACAUUUAUUCUUAAUACAAAUACAUAUACAUAUAAUCUAAAAAAAAAUAUUGUUCAUAAAAUUUGAGAGUAAAAAGAAAAAACAACUUUUAUAUGCAUUUGAAAAAGCGUAUAGUGGGGUAAUAAAUGUCGAAAGUUGAUUAUAUAUAACCAAAUGGUUGCUGAAUAAAAGGCUUGAAUAUAGAA
Molecule: messenger RNA, 1424 nt
Organism: Anastrepha obliqua
Lineage: Eukaryota; Metazoa; Arthropoda; Insecta; Diptera; Tephritidae
Product: developmentally-regulated GTP-binding protein 2
Exons: 5
Coding region: 59-1150 (363 amino acids)
Biological process (GO): cytoplasmic translation
Cellular component (GO): cytoplasm
Molecular function (GO): GTPase activity; GTP binding
Source: RefSeq, a predicted model, not a curated record